Molecule: messenger RNA, 153 nt
Organism: Suillus subalutaceus
Lineage: Eukaryota; Fungi; Basidiomycota; Agaricomycetes; Boletales; Suillaceae
Product: ATPase, F0 complex, subunit J
Exons: 2
Biological process (GO): proton motive force-driven ATP synthesis
Molecular function (GO): proton transmembrane transporter activity
Source: RefSeq, a predicted model, not a curated record
GUGUUGAGGCCCAUGGCGCCCUUCCUAGCGGCAAGCGCAGUCACCUUUUACCUUGUCUCGAAGAUGCAGGAGAUGGGUGUUCGUUCGGAGACGUACGCCAAGGAUCCUAAAAACCCAUACGGUGCUCAGAUUGCAAAGGAAGCACAUCACUAG